Guyanagaster necrorhizus is the source of this 1233-nucleotide messenger RNA. Its product is annotated as mannose-P-dolichol utilization defect 1 protein. Bases 240 to 1145 code for a protein of 301 amino acids. The transcript has 3 exons. Lineage: Eukaryota; Fungi; Basidiomycota; Agaricomycetes; Agaricales; Physalacriaceae. The record is from RefSeq and is a predicted model, not a curated record.
GAUUUGGCUUAUACGACAGCUUGUUACCAGGACCUCUACAAAUACUACGUUGGAAGCAACCGACCUCCAGAGUCCCUGGUAUUUGGAACUUCCUGUCUGAAGAGCCUCUGUGCCGCACAAAAUAAAAGCAAGACAAAGCACCCGCCGGCUCGUUGAGGCUGUGUCCCUAUUUCAAUUUGUCUUAAAUAGUGGACCAAAAAUUAAACACGAGCUAUUCGCGACGUUUACACCUUACCACCAUGACGGCACUCACCCAAAACCUUCCGCCCGUCGUACGCAACUUGGGAAUUUCGAUUAUCGGGCAGGAAUGCUACACGUCACUUGUAGAGAAUUUGGACUUCAGCAACGUCGAAUGCAUCAAAUAUUCCCUCUCCAAGGGCGUUGGCCUCGGCAUCGUUGUUGGAGGAUCCAUUGUGAAAGUACCUCAGAUCAUUUUGGUCUUGAAGUCUCAUUCUGCUGAGGGCUUGUCCCUUGGGUCGUACAUCCUUGAGACCCUGUCGUACUGUAUAAAUCUUCUAUACUCAUUCAAGAACGGUUUCCCUUUCUCGACAUAUGGCGAAAAUUUCUUCCUGACCUUUCAAAACGCCCUCAUUACCCAACUCAUCGUGUUCUUCUCUCCCAACGCACAAGAAAAGAUAAUACUUGUCGCGGGGGGGUUGGCUGUGUUUGUUUCCACGCUUUCUUCUCUUUCUACUGAGAUCCUCUCCUACCUCCAAAUUGCCACACUCCCGCUGUCGUUGUUCGCAAAAAUCCCCCAAAUUACGCAGAAUUACCGAUCGAAGAGUACGGGUCAGCUCAGCGCAUUCGCAGUGAUAGCCCAGAUCCUGGGAUGUGUGGCUAGACUCUUUACAACAAUGCAAGAGGUCGGCGACCCCGUUGUCCUGACUGGCUUUGCAUUGGCCCUCAUGUUAAAUGGCGUGCUGGGCGCCCAAUUGUGGAUGUACUGGGGUGCACAACCGAAGAAAGUUGAGGAGAAAGCUCCUGAGGCGGCGAAGGGGGAGGUCAUGACGGAGGUGAACGGAAAAGUACAAGCUUAUGAUCAGCCUCCUCGUCCGCAGACACCACCCCGUCCUCAUGCACCAUCUUUCAGGACCGGGACGCCCCCACCAUCAGGCGGUAGGAAAUGGUCACGGAAAUUGGAUUAGUUCGUUGCAUCUUAUAAUAUUUAUAUCCAAAUAGUAGUUGCUCCUCAUAUUUCAUAUUUAUAUGGAAAGGAUGUCCGCGGCGUCAGUC